AUGAAUAUUCCAGACGCUGAUGAAGAUCUAUUGGCCAUCGAUACUGAAAAACUAGACAGUAUACUUGAAAAUCGAGAUGAAGUCAUUAAUAAUCAAACCAUCCCAGAACUUAUUCCAGAUGAAACAUAUAAUUUUUCAAAACAAUUUUCACCGAUAUUUCGUCUUUAUUCAUCUACCAUCUAUGAUCGUAUUCAUGCCGUAUACUCAACAGACCCCUUUUUAUCUGACCAAGAAUUGAAUAAACUUGGUAGAACAGCACGAAAAAUUCCUGUGUAUCUUGGUAUCUCUAUUGGAAUGAUUGCAGGUGUAAUGCGUGCGUUUGUAUCAUAUGAUGAAUUCUUACGUGCCAAUAAAUAUACUAUAUUUGUAAACAAUGAAACGGCUAGGCGUCAUUCCUUAGAUCAUUGUAUACUUAAAGGUGCCGUAUUUGGAAUUUCCACUGGUUGCAAAACUGAUAUUUUCUUUUAUUCAUCAAAGCACUCUACCGUUACUGUUCUCCGCAAUUCAGGGGAAAACAAGUUACUGGAACACGCUGUAGGUUGGGGAAUUACAGGUUCAUUGUAUUGCUUUAAUCGUGGAUUUAAACGAAUGCUUAUAGCAGGAAUGAUUGCUUCUGUACCUGGUCUGCUUACUGGUGUUUUAUCCAUGUUAGCAUGUCGUGCAUCAAAUUCAACAUUUGAAGAAUUAUACGCAAAAUAUUUAAAUGAAACUCAGAAAAUCUAG
Messenger RNA from Schistosoma mattheei, 723 nucleotides. The record is from the annotation of a GenBank genome assembly. NCBI's taxonomy places the organism in Eukaryota, Metazoa, Platyhelminthes, Trematoda, Strigeidida, Schistosomatidae.